Molecule: messenger RNA, 1851 nt
Organism: Thermothielavioides terrestris NRRL 8126
Lineage: Eukaryota; Fungi; Ascomycota; Sordariomycetes; Sordariales; Chaetomiaceae
Exons: 4
Coding region: 309-1655 (448 amino acids)
Cellular component (GO): cytoplasm
Molecular function (GO): saccharopine dehydrogenase activity
Source: RefSeq, a predicted model, not a curated record
GCCGAAGCGAGCCGUUGACCACCUCCGGGACCCCCUCCACUGAAAUUUGGCGCCCAGACGAGCAAAUUCUCGGGGCCGUUAUCGGAACGCCCGAUAGGGAGGAGAGAGGGGUACCACGGCGGGGUGGAAAGUUACCGGCAGAGUUGAGGCAAGCCGCCAAAAGAGACCGCAUACGCAAACCAAGUCGCCCCGACAGUCACCGUUUUGCUGAGAUUCUGCCUGGCGAGAGAGCAGGAAUUUCCCGGCGGAUCCUCGCAAUUACCCAGUCUCACAGUCGCACAGUCGCGGCCGCACAGCACACAGACAAGAUGGCUUCGCAACACAAGGUGCUCAUGCUCGGCGCGGGCUUCGUGACGCGACCCACCCUCGACAUCCUCAGCGAGGCUGGCAUCUCGGUGACCGUUGCCUGCCGCACGCUCGCCAGCGCCCAGAAGCUCUCGGCCGGCGUCAAGAACGCGCAUCCCAUCUCGCUCGACGUGUCCGACGACCAGGCGCUGGACGCCGAGGUGGCCAAGCACGACCUCGUCAUCAGCCUGAUCCCCUACACCUUCCACGCCACCGUCAUCAAGUCGGCCAUCCGCAACAAGAAGAAUGUCGUUACGACGAGCUACGUGUCGCCCGCCAUGCUCGAGCUCGACGCCGAGGCCAAGGCUGCCGGCAUCACCGUGAUGAACGAGAUCGGCCUGGACCCGGGCAUCGACCACCUUUACGCCAUCAAGACCAUCGACGAGGUGCACCAGGCCGGCGGUAAGAUCCUCAGCUUCCUGUCGUAUUGCGGCGGCCUGCCCGCGCCCGAGGACUCGGACAAUCCGCUCGGCUACAAGUUUUCGUGGUCGUCGCGCGGCGUGCUGCUGGCGCUGCGCAACGCCGGCAAGUGGUGGCAGGACGGCUCCGUCGUCGAGGUGGCUGGCAAGGACCUGAUGAAGACGGCCAAGCCCUACUUCAUCUACCCGGGCUUCGCCUUCGUCGCCUACCCGAACCGCGACUCGACUGCGUACAAGGAGCGCUACCGCAUCCCCGAGGCCCAGACCGUCAUCCGCGGCACCCUGCGCUACCAGGGCUUCCCGCAGUUCAUCAAGGUGCUCGUCGACAUCGGCUUCCUUGAGGACGCGCCGCUCGAUAUUCUCUCGCGCGCCGUGCCGUGGAAGGAGGCCACGCAGGCCGUCAUCGGGGCACCGUCGUCCUCCGCCGCCGACCUCGAGGCGACCAUUCUGUCCAAAGCGACGUUCGAGUCGGAGGAGGACAAGCGGCGCAUCCUGUCGGGCCUCCGCUGGAUCGGCCUGUUCUCGGACGAGGCCAUCACGCCCAAGGGCAACCCGCUCGACACGCUGUGCGCGACGCUCGAGCGCAAGAUGCAGUACGAGGAGGGCGAGCGCGACCUGGUCAUGCUGCAGCACAAGUUCGAGAUCGAGCACAAGGACGGCUCGCGCGAGACGCGCACCUCGACGCUGUGCGAGUACGGCGACCCCAAGGGCUACUCGGCCAUGGCCAAGCUGGUCGGCGUCCCCUGCGCGGUCGCCGUCAAGCAGGUCCUCAGCGGGCAGAUCGCCGGCAAGGGCAUCCUGGCGCCCAUGAGCGCCGAGAUCUGCCAGCCGCUGAUGAAGGAGCUCGACGAGAAGUACGGCAUCAGGAUGGUGGAGAAGACCGUCUCGUGAGCUGGGGGCUUGGGUCUCUGUGGGAAAAAAAGAGCGGGAUCUGAAAAUAGAUGAGGAAUGAGGAUAGAAAAAAGACAAUGACUCCCAUGGACUGUUGCUGCGCCGUUCAUGAGCGAAGCAUGCUGAUGAUGGCCAAGUGUGAAAUUAAAAUCCUUAUCGUCGCCUAACAAUGGAAGAAAGUCAUCCCUGCCAAAUC